UGAGUCGCUUUAAAUGACAUUAGCAACCAAAAAUAUCACCAAUAAUUGCGUGUGCACGUAUAUGUUUUCAAUAAACAAACAAAGUUAAUUUUGGAAUCCAACCACAUAAGAAUAACAAUGCAUUUKUCAGGCGGUCUAUGAUCCCAUGUUUGCGUUGCUUGUAAUUUUGGAACUGCCUGCUCCUGCUUCUGCCCCUCAGUUCUCGAACGGUGGAAUCAUAGCUUUUCCAAAUCAUCAUUGUCGCUAGUGAUAUCGAUAUUUAAGUAAUCAGAUCUCGGAGAAGAAGAUAGCUGAAAUAACUGAAAUUAUAAAUUAGCGUGAUGUUGCGAAGAUUGGGAAAAGAAAAACAAUUACGAAGCUAGGAGAACUGCAGUGCAUUUAGUUCGUUUUUUAGAUUUAAAAGCCACACGUUGGACAGCGACAGAGGACUGAUUUUCAAUGCACAAUCAAACCAACCUUGACCUUCUGUCCCACGAACGAAUCAUCGAGAGCGUGUUGUUAUUCUUAUUAAUGAUCAUAUCAUCAUUUUUCAACAUCACAACGUGUCAUCAUCGCAAGAAACAAAUUCCUGAAAAGCCGACCAGCAAAUUUGUUCGUUGCGAACCUUUGUUUAUCAAACAUGGUGUUGACGCUGUUCGUAAUUCCGUUCAGCCUCGCUACAUUGUUACGGGACCAACACAGAACUUUCGCAGGAUCUGCAGCUUGUACGGUAAAUGGAUUUUUAAGCGUUGCAGCAUGUUCAGCUAUCGUAAUGACUCUCUGUUGUAUCAGCAUUGAUCGUUACAUUGCUGUCAAUAAACCAACCAAAUAUCGCACCAUCCUGACCUCAAGACGUGCCGUGUACAUGAUCUUGGUGGCUUGGUUCCAGGCUCUACUCUAUGCCUCAUUCCCAGUACUCGGCUGGUCCCACUAUGAAUAUCAUCCGGGGACUUUACAUUGUUCGCCCGCUUGGACAUCAAACUGUUCUCUGUACAUAUUCCUUUCAAUUACAGCAUUCGCUCUUCCGUUGGCCGUCAUGUUUGUCACUUAUAUCAAGAUAUUUCGAGUGAUUCGGAAACAUUCCAGAAGAAUCAAUAUACUUAAACUCGGCUCAGCAUCCUUUCAUGUAAAUACUGUGCUUAGCAUGACUCAAGAAGAAGAUUCACGAAGCCCUGAUGUGCAAAAUUCAUCUCUGGAUUCCCCGGCUGCAAAUAAUACGAAUGYGUUACAGGAUGAAUCAAGUGAAUGCCCCUUAACAUAUAGUGCUAGUGUCACGCAAGAAGCAGGAAAUAUGUCACUCUUUUUGAAACCCGAUCGCGAUGAAUUUCUGUUAACAAAUGACAACCGAAUUUCUUCUUCUUUUGAAGACCCUUCCAAGCAGAUUCUUUCUCCCUGUGAUUUGUUCGAAGAAGCCCUCCCCCCACGUGCAAACGAUGAACCAACGCCUUCGGUACUUACUGACCAGCAGUCAGUUCCUAAAAAGCGGAGCAUGCGCAGAAUGUUACAAAACUUUGGAUCCAAUCUUCGAUCCAGAAAACGAGAUGAGGCACAAUUACCGAGAGAAUACAAGAUUGCAAGGACAGGAUUUUUGCUUUUGAUAUUAUAUCUUGUUUUAUGGCUGCCAUACUUAGUGGUCAACGCUUGUACUACUAAAAUACGAGCUCCUGAUUUUGUUUUCCACGUGGCAAUGUGGCUGGUUUACAUGAAUGGAGUUGCUAACCCAGUGGCUUAUGCCUUUACCAAUAAGAGGGUCAAGACAAAGUUUAGGCAAAUAUUUCAUAAGRUGUUCGGCUUUUUUUCAAGAUGCCGUUAGAGCAGGAAUGUAGGGGCGCAAUAGACUAUUUUCGAGCUCCAAAUUACCCUUGCGAGUGCUUUGACUUCACACCAGGGGAAAAUUACUAGGGGUAUAACUCUCAAUAAAUCCUUGUCCAUUAGAUUGCYAGCUAGGCUAAAAAUAACCCGCGCGCUGAUUGGUUGGUGGCUGUGAUGUCGUCUUUGUAAKAUGCGUUCUUGGCUAACUUUACGGAACUAGCGGUAACCUGAAMAUUACGUGUAAUACGUAAAGCUUUGAUUAAAUGUCCUUAAAUAUUUACUUUGAAUUUGAUGCACUCGUAAAUUGAAUGCAAACAUCGUUUUCCUCACUAUCAGUAAUUCCUAUUUUAUGAGUAACAAUGUCAGUUUUUUCGUUGCUAUCCAAGUCUUCAGUAUCCUCAUUAGUGUCCUCACAUGAAUUAUCAUCAUCUUCAGUGUCCUCGCGUGAAGUACCAUCUUCUUCAUGAUCUUCCUUUGUUGUACUUGUCGUAGUAUUUAAAAGCUACAUAGACAGCCAAGCAUUUAUUACUUGGACUUUCUCACUUUUGUACAUUUUGAGCUUGAGCAAAAGUUGUGCUUUUUAAAAAAAAGGUCCAAGACUGCAACCCUCUGCUUCUUAAGAGCGGGGAUCAGUAAAUGUCGACCAGAGGUGUGCAAAAUGAAAAAAUCGAAAAUUCCCAAAAUAUUUCCAAAGAUAGGUUUUGGUGAGUUAGUAAUGGAAAAAAUAUAGAAAUGUUCACAGGAUUUUUGGUUUUCGCGAAA
Actinia tenebrosa (Australian red waratah sea anemone) is the source of this 2553-nucleotide messenger RNA. RefSeq names its product dopamine receptor D2.L. Gene Ontology annotation, molecular function: G protein-coupled receptor activity. Gene Ontology annotation, cellular component: plasma membrane; endosome. Gene Ontology annotation, biological process: G protein-coupled receptor signaling pathway. Lineage: Eukaryota; Metazoa; Cnidaria; Anthozoa; Actiniaria; Actiniidae. The record is from RefSeq and is a predicted model, not a curated record.